AUGGUUUUAUUACAUGACAAAAGUUUACGCGACAGUGACUUUAUGACAGUCAAUGAGAGUGCUAGCAAAGAACGUAUGUGGUGCUUGUUAGAGAACAAGCUAGUACCGCCAUAUGUACGAAAUGCAAUAGUUAGAGCAGCAAUUCAAGCUACUUACCACACUGAUACUAUAUUAGCAAGUAUCGGUGGCACAGGUGCAUCUAUCGCCAGUGAUGGUCGUAGACCGGGUGCGGAAAUCGACACACCGAUAGAUAAUCUUGGCGAUGAUGAUGCGGCAGCUUUGAUUGCUAGAGGUGAGCAUUUAGCGGAAAAUGAUGAAGAAUUGGUUGUAACUGAUUACAAUGAGGCAGUACAAGGUAGUAUACCACUGAUUGAUAGAACCUGGCUUGGAAAUCGCUCUAAGGAAGAGUUAGAGGGAUUGAGCGAUAUUGUAAAGGACUUAUUCUAUGCAUUGUAUAAUUCGGUCUAUCGAGGCGAUAUUAACGCCUUAGAGUAA
Molecule: messenger RNA, 495 nt
Organism: Sphaeroforma arctica JP610
Lineage: Eukaryota; Ichthyosporea; Ichthyophonida
Exons: 1
Coding region: 1-495 (164 amino acids)
Source: RefSeq, a predicted model, not a curated record